Drosophila albomicans is the source of this 1098-nucleotide messenger RNA. It is a transcript of the gene TfIIFbeta, whose product is annotated as general transcription factor IIF subunit 2. Gene Ontology annotation, biological process: transcription initiation at RNA polymerase II promoter; transcription by RNA polymerase II. Gene Ontology annotation, cellular component: transcription factor TFIIF complex. The transcript is spliced from 2 exons. Bases 90 to 971 code for a protein of 293 amino acids. The record is from RefSeq and is a predicted model, not a curated record. NCBI's taxonomy places the organism in Eukaryota, Metazoa, Arthropoda, Insecta, Diptera, Drosophilidae.
CAGCUGUUCAGUUAAUAUUUCGCAAUUGCAUUUCUGAAAGUAACAGUUUGGAUUGCGCAUAAAGAAAAAUAUACAUAAUAAAAAUAAGCAUGUCUAAGGAUGACAAGGAAAAAGUACAAAUCAUUGACAAAGAACUGGAUCUGUCUAACGCUGGACGUGGCGUCUGGCUAGUGAAAGUUCCCAAAUACAUUGCCCAGAAAUGGGAGAAGGCGCCAUCGAACAUGGAUGUGGGAAAGUUGCGCAUCAGCAAGACACCCGGUCAAAAAGCGCAAGUGUCGUUAUCACUCACACAGGCUGUGCUCGCCCUCGAUCCCGACGAGAAGAUACCCACCGAGCAUGUGCUCGACGUGUCCCAAGUGACAAAACAGACACUCGGCGUCUUUUCGCACAUGGCGCCAACGGAGACGGCAGUGGCUUCUUCUGCUGCAUCUAGCAAUGGCAAAGAGAAUGGUUCGAGUGCGUCGACAGCGUCAGCAACGCCAGACAGCGAGAAACUGUAUAUGGAGGGUCGAAUUGUGCAGAAGCUGGAGUGCCGACCAAUUGCCGACACUUGUUAUAUGAAACUCAAGCUAGAGUCUAUACGCAAGGCAUCAGAGCCACAGCGACGUGUGCAGCCCAUCGACAAAAUCGUGCAGAACUUUAAACCUGUCAAGGAUCAUGCACACAAUAUCGAAUAUCGUGAGCGUAAGAAGGCUGAGGGUAAGAAGGCUCGUGAUGAUAAGAAUGCUGUGAUGGACAUGCUCUUCCAUGCGUUUGAGAAGCAUCAAUACUAUAAUAUCAAGGAUCUGGUGAAGAUAACCAAUCAACCCAUUAGCUACCUGAAAGAAAUACUUAAAGAUGUCUGCGAUUACAAUAUGAAAAAUCCGCACAAAAACAUGUGGGAACUUAAAAAGGAGUAUCGCCACUACAAGACUGAGGAGCAAAAGGAUGAGGAGAAGGCAAAAUCGGAUGGCAGCAGCGAUUCUGAAUAGCAUUAUCUCAUCAUUAAAAUAUAUUGUAUUUACUACUUAUAUUAAGUUAAGCGACAGUAAAUCAAGCAGCAUUUCCUCCUGCACAAUUUUAACCAGAAAUUCCUCCAAAUUAUUUUAUUUAAUUUUC